AUGGCGAUGGCGGGAGGGGUAGAGUUGAGGCUGAACGGAGCAGUUGUGAAAGUGCAACCCGCGGAAACAGCGGGAGAGAUGGGGAAAAUAACUGUAGACGUGAAGGAGCGAUCGCCGGAUGAGCUGGAAGCGCAGGUGAAGAAGCAAGGCGAGGCCAUGGCUCCUCUGAAGCGAGAGGUGGACGAAAUGAGGCACGCGUUGGUGAAAGGGGCAUUGGAGAUUAUGAGAGGGGGGGACAAUCAUGACGCAGGCAGUGCCGCAGCGGGAAAGGACGCGGACGGCCUCCCAGCGCAGCAGCCGCCGUCGAAGGGCGAGGCGCUUAUGGCCCUGGUGGACGCCAUGAUCGCGGCGCGGGUGAAGGACGCACGGGACGAGCUCGAGUCGCAAGCGGCGGAGAUCGCGGACGUGAAGGCGACGGCGGCGCACACCGAGGCGCGGAUGAACGACGUGGAGUUGGAGGUGGCGGAGUGGAAGGACGCGCCGCGGGAGAAGGACGCGCCACGCGCCGAGCGCAGCGACGCCAGCGGGAGGGAACAUGCGGGCGCGAAGGGGCACGAGGGGAAGAGGCGGAAGAGGGAGGAGGCAGGGAAGGGGGACGAGAUCGCACAUGCUGCUGGUUCUCCCGAUGUCGCUGCUUGCGGAGGUGCAGUACCGGCCGUCGAUUCUUCAGCUUCUAUAGAAAAGCGGAAUGCAGCGGAUGAGACGAAAUGGGAGGUUGAAUGGCAAGAGCUGAAGGGCUGGGUGGACGCGAUGGCAUGCCGAGUGGCGAAGCUGGAGAAGACGAGUGGCGAAGGGAAGAUGAUAUGGGAGACAAUGCUCACUCUGUGGGCGGCAGCUGCACCAGGCUAG
This is a messenger RNA of Closterium sp. Naga37s-1, 849 nucleotides long. The record is from the annotation of a GenBank genome assembly. Lineage: Eukaryota; Viridiplantae; Streptophyta; Zygnematophyceae; Desmidiales; Closteriaceae.